Anopheles stephensi (Asian malaria mosquito) is the source of this 1503-nucleotide messenger RNA. RefSeq lists its product as uncharacterized. The record is from RefSeq and is a predicted model, not a curated record. The transcript is spliced from 2 exons. The coding region runs from base 110 to 646 and encodes 178 amino acids. Lineage: Eukaryota; Metazoa; Arthropoda; Insecta; Diptera; Culicidae.
AGUACGGGGAGGCGGUCUGGAUGGGAUUUGAACCCCGGUCCUGCCGUGUGAAGACCGGCGCCGCUGUCGCCUCGGCCACCGUACCGCCCCAAACAACAUUGAACAGCAAAUGCAGAAGAGUCCGUCCAACCACCUUGACUUAGAAUCGAACGAUUUUGACCACUUGUUCCACUCUCUCACUUUGCCUCAACCUCAUCAGCUGCACAAGGAAUUCCAAGGAAUUUAUUCGUACGAUAGCAAUCGCGCAUGCUCCUUGGAAACUCUCUACUUGAACCUUCUAAUUUCUCAAAGCACUUCACCGAGCAGCCGUCUGUUGCAUAAACUCAACGGUUGCCAUGGACAACCUCAUAACAGUUGGUGUAAAAAAGCUAGUGCAGCAAUGGUAAGAAUCACGGAACAGCUGAUACGCAAGAAAGCCGAGCACAACGAGCUCAUCAUCGGUACGCUGGAGGAACUCUCGCUGCACCAAGUCCGAUCCGAUCCGAAAGGACGAUUCCGACCAGUUCCGAAAUCGUUUUGUGAUUCCGGACUCGUUUUUGAUUCCGCGCUCCGGAUUCCCGUUCUGCUGCAAAUGUAUGUCGUGCACACUGUUCUGCGUUAUCUCCUCUCUUCUUUGUCCUUGCCAGACGGUUGCUUGGUGGUAUAAUUUACGGGUAGAAUUUUGGAAGCGGCGAAGAUUUCCUCUUAAGUGACAAAUUGUUUUACAGGAUAGUCUGGCCGUGGUAAAUUUGUUUGGGUGCAUAAACCUUUAAAUGAUUUUGAUCAUGAAAUUUUCGAUUUAAAAUUCUUAACCUGUGCCGAUCUGCUUAAAUGAGAUUUGAGCAGUUUUCUCCCAGUCUUUUACAUUUUUUUUAAGCGCCGCUUUGUUAUUGUCCUUUUUUAAAGCGUUGUUAGCACCGGACUGUUAGAACUUAGCUUUUAUUUAUCGUUGUAAUAAUGCAAUGUUUCCUGAUAUAAAUAUAAAAUUCAUAUUCAUGUUAAUAUUAAAUUUAUAUCAUCCUUUGAAUGAUGAUAUGGAAUUUGUGUCGAAGUGAAUAAAGUCUCUUAAACCUAAAAACAUUUUUUUUUGCUUCAAAUAUUGUUUUUCCGGAAUCGAGAAUCGAGCGUCAUCAAUAGGAACCGGAAACAUAUUUGAAGCCGGAGUGAAUAGAAAGCAUAUGCAUGGCAUGGACUUAAAAUCAUUUGAAGGUGUGAGUUUAUACACCCAAACAAAUAUGCCAAAUUUGAGUAAGCAGCCGCUACGAAAUGAAAAAGAAACACAGUAAGCGAAAGUAAAAAAUGAAGAGAAAACCCUCGUCGCCUCCAAAAUUCUACCCGUAAAUUAUACCACCAAGCAACCGUCUGGCAAGGACAAAGAAUAGUGGAGAUAACGCAAAACAGUGUGCACGACAUACAUUUGCAGCACAACGGGAACUCGGAGCGCGGAACAAAAACGAGUCCGGAACCAAAAUGAGUCCGGAAUCAAAACGAGUCCGGAAUCAAAACGGGUCCGGAAUCAAAACA